AAAUCCAACCGCUGACUGCUGCCUGGGUCUCUGUCUUCCAACUCCGCACUAUUUCCUCUCUGUUUCUCUUUUUGUUCUGAACUCUAGCUAAGCUCAAAACAACCGUCGCCUUGAGAUUUCCAGCUUUGAAGGCAUAAACAUAUUACUCUUACUUUCUGCUUCUAAGAUGGCUGGGCUUUUGGGAUAUAACAGCCUUGCACCAAAGACUAAGAAUCUGGUAGUUGCCGGGGGCUUGACGGCAUUUGUAUUUGGGGUAUAUUUCUACACCAUGAGAGCUGUUGGUGGUACGGAUGAGCUUCAGGUGGCUAUAGAUAAGUUUGAGGAGCACAAAAAGCAAGAUGCUCGAGCAAGCAUGGCAUCAAAGGCUUGAUCUCUUGACUCUUUCUGUAAUAAUGAAGUCAAGAACAAGGUAAAGGUCUUUAUGUAAGAGUCACUUAUUAUGUACCUGAAUCAAUGUUUUGAACUAAUUGUCUUUGUUGGUUAUACAUUAUAGUGUAGCUGGUAAUAAUGAACUUGACAUUUUGCUUCUUUCCUUGGACA
Messenger RNA from Theobroma cacao (cacao), 540 nucleotides. Its product is annotated as cytochrome oxidase assembly protein. NCBI's taxonomy places the organism in Eukaryota, Viridiplantae, Streptophyta, Magnoliopsida, Malvales, Malvaceae. The record is from RefSeq and is a predicted model, not a curated record.